CACUGAAGUUAGAUCAGCAUUCUCAAUCCAGUCCAGGAUUUCUAUUUCCUUGUUCCUGUUCAUGCCGGAGUGGAAACUGUGUCCACCAGGAAGUUUCAAAGGGGAGGUUUUUAUUCUGAUCAGAGUGCAGGGCGGCUGAUCGGGCACUGAGGUUGGAUUGCUGGCGAACACCAUGCAUGCCAGGCAUCUGCUGUUGGUGAUGUAUCUCACCCUGCCCGGGGUCGCUGGGGAGAACGUGUUGAUCUGGCCGACAGAAGGAAGCCACUGGAUUAACUUGAAGUACAUAAUUGCCGGGUUGAUGGCGAGGGGCCACGAUGUCACAGUGGCCACGAUGUCACAGUGGUUUGUAAACAACUCCGAGUCCUCGGCCAUGAAGUUGGAAGUGUUCCAAGUGCCGUUUACACACGAGACCACGGAAGCCUUUUUGAACAACUGGCUGGACGUCUCCCUUUACCAGGCACCGGACUUGUCCUUUUGGGGCAGGUACAGGGUGUUUUCGGCGCUGAUGGCCAAGGGGAGGGAGCUGGGCAUGCAGGUGUGCGACGGGAUACUGAAGAACGAGGAGCUGGUGCAGAGACUACGGGAGGCCAAGUUCAAGGUCCUGCUCUCUGACCCAGUGCAGGUGUGCGGGGAUCUCCUGGCUUUGAAGCUUGGGGUUCCCCUCGUCUUCACCCUGCGGUUCUCCCCGGGCUUUACGUUGGAGAGACACUGUGGACAGAUGCCAACCCCGCCCUCCUAUGUCCCAGUCAUUCUGUCAGAGUUGUCCGACAAGAUGUCCUUCGUCGAGAGGUCUCAGAAUGUGCUCUACUCCUUCAUGUACGACUGGGUGUUCCUGCGGUCCUGGGGAGAUUGGGAUGCUUAUUACAGCGAGGCUUCAGGUAGGUGGUUUGGCUCAUUCCGCUGUGCGGGCAGCACACGUUUUGGUUUUCAUUUUUAAUUUAGUUUAGAGAUACAGCGUGGAAACAGGCCCUUCGCCCCACCGAGUCUACGCCGUCCAGCGAUCAACAGUUCGCACUAGUUCUCCGUCCCCGCACUUUCUCACCCACUCCACCCCUUGCACGUUCGAGGCAACUUGUAGACGCCAAUUAAUCUUCAAGCCUGAAGGACGUAAAGUGCUGGAGAAACCUUGUGAACCCACGCUGCACUCCCUCAAUAGCAAGAAUGUCCUUCCUCAAAUUUGGAUACCAAAACUGCACACAAUAUUCCAGUUGUGGUCUCACUAGGGACCUGUACAAUGAAGAAGGACCUCUUUGCUCCCAUUCUCAAAUCCUCUUGUUAUAAAGGCCAACAUGCCAUUCGCUUUCUUCACUGCUUGCUGUACCCCACAUGCUUACUUUCAGUGACUGAUGAACAAGGACCCCCAGAUCUCAUGGUACUUGCCCUUUUCCUACCUUGGCAGGAGAAUGGGGUUAGGAGGGAGAGAUCGACCCGCCAUGAUUGAAUGGCGGAGUAGACGAUGGGCCAAAUGGCCUAAUUCUGCUCCUAUCACUUAUGACCUUACGAUAUACUGAUAGGGGCUUGGCAGGUUUUGCAGGGAAAUUGCUGGUUGCAUGUCUCCAGUGUUGUGAGGUGCCUGCUGCAAGCUGUCUUUCAGUCUGGAGUAUGCAGACAGGGAACACCGCAGACACAUCAGUCCAUGGCACGGUGCAGGAAUGAGUUCUUGGCCAAGGAAAAGCAUUUUUCACAUCUGGUUGGAAGUAGCAAUGGUGCAUCGAAAGUGUUGAUGAAUUUCUUCACUGACAUCUCUUCUAACUGGAGGGGGGGGUCUUCCGAGGAAUGGGAAAUGAUCCAGUGCCUCACCAUUGGUUUUGAUUGUCUAGGAGAGGUGCUACGCAUGGAUAGUUAGCUACAGGACCUUAGUCCUGCAACAAAUUUGUACGCUCCAGUCAACAAAGUAAUGCUGGAGUUGGAUCAGACUCUGAACAUUGCAAGUGUCAUCCAUUUGUGUGAACCAGUGUCUACAGUUCUUUGUUUCUACAUGUUGACAGUCUUGUUUGGUCAGUUGCACAGUUUACCUCAACUGCCCAAAUGGCUUCAGCUGAUUCCUUGACUCUGACAUUUCUGACAGUUCUUUACCUCACUUGAACUGACUGACAAAAGCUAUCUACUUACCCAACCGGGUUUGGGUCCUGUGUUUCUGGACAGACCGAGUUAGAACCUCUUGCAAAGGGUGAUGGUAUGCUGGUCUCAUGCGUGGAUGAGCCUAAAGUUUGUAUCCUCUUGGUGAAAUCAACUCUCUCGCCCAUGUUGCAUCUCACAUACAGAAUGGCGCAACCUGCUUCAUGAAACUCCGACUUCACUUCUAAU
Molecule: messenger RNA, 2307 nt
Organism: Leucoraja erinaceus (little skate)
Lineage: Eukaryota; Metazoa; Chordata; Chondrichthyes; Rajiformes; Rajidae
Product: UDP-glucuronosyltransferase 2A1-like
Exons: 1
Coding region: 173-937 (254 amino acids)
Molecular function (GO): UDP-glycosyltransferase activity
Source: RefSeq, a predicted model, not a curated record